Mus pahari (shrew mouse) is the source of this 5239-nucleotide messenger RNA. RefSeq names its product AT-rich interaction domain 3A (gene Arid3a). NCBI's taxonomy places the organism in Eukaryota, Metazoa, Chordata, Mammalia, Rodentia, Muridae. The transcript is spliced from 9 exons. Gene Ontology annotation, cellular component: nucleus. Gene Ontology annotation, biological process: regulation of transcription by RNA polymerase II. Gene Ontology annotation, molecular function: DNA binding. Bases 422 to 2170 code for a protein of 582 amino acids. The record is from RefSeq and is a predicted model, not a curated record.
UCUAGCUCCCCUCCACCUCCUCCCACCGUGGACGUCCUCAGAUUGAGUUGGAGAAGGGGGACCCCGGUGUGGUGUCCUGGGAAAGCUUAGAAAGGGGGGCCUUGGAGAGACACCCACCACCUCCUCCUGCGUCCCCGGGGCUGCUGAAUCACCGGCGAGGAGUCUGCAGGUGCUUGAAUGAGCCCGACACCAGCCUCUGCCCCUGGGUGCCCGACGUAACAGCAAGGAUCCCACCAGUGGCUCCUGGCAUGCCCCACCAGCCUUCAGCCUGAGUUGGCAGCCCCCGUCUCUGCCAGCCGCCACCCUGCACUGUUCCGGCUCCCCCGAGGUCCCCACGCUGCAGUGCGGCCAAGACCCCUCCCCGCAGGGGCCACCCCCACCGACUGCCCCUGGUGCCCGGGGUGGCCCGGCCCGCAGGGCCAUGAAGCUGCAGGCUGUGAUGGAGACUCUCAUUCAGAGACAGCAGCGUGCCCGGCAGGAACUGGAGGCUCGGCAGCCUCCACCACCCCAACCACCCGAGCCCACUGGUGUCCGGGCGCGGACCACCAUGACAGGCGAGGACAGGGAGCCUGAGAAUGCCCGGAUGCAUAGGACGCAGAUGGCCGCACUGGCCGCCAUGCGGGCUGCUGCCGCCGGCUUGGGACAUCCGUCCUCUCCCGGGGGCUCUGAGGAUGGGCCUCCUGUCUCGGGAGAUGAAGACACAGCCCGGGAAGGGACUCUGAGUUCACCUGCCCUGCAUGAAAGUGUUCUGGAGGGACCAGGACACGCUGAGGGAGACGGGCAUUUGAUGGACGUGGGCUCUGAUGAUGAUGACACGAAGUCCAAGUGGGAAGAGCAAGAGCUGGAAGAACUGGGGGAGGAGGAAGAGGAGGAGGAAGAUGAAGAUGACUUUGAGGAAGAGGAGGAGGAAGAAGAAGGCCUGGGCCCCCCAGAGUCUGCCAGCCUGGGCACCGCAGGCCUGUUCACCCGCAAGACCCCGCCCACUCAGGCUUUCCGUGGAGAUGGUGGUCCUAGGAUGCUGAGUGGCCCUGAGCGCCUGGGACCUGGCCCGGCCCACCCCAGUCAUAUGGCAUCCCAGAUGCCACCACCAGACCAUGGGGACUGGACAUUUGAGGAGCAGUUCAAACAGCUCUAUGAACUGGACUCGGACCCCAAGAGGAAAGAGUUCCUGGAUGACCUGUUCAGCUUCAUGCAGAAGCGGGGCACUCCAGUGAACCGGAUCCCCAUCAUGGCGAAGCAGGUCCUUGACCUGUUCAUGCUGUACGUGCUGGUGACCGAGAAGGGCGGCCUGGUAGAGGUGAUCAACAAGAAGCUGUGGAGGGAGAUCACCAAGGGGCUCAACCUGCCUACCUCCAUCACCAGUGCCGCCUUCACACUUCGGACACAGUACAUGAAGUAUCUUUACCCCUAUGAGUGUGAGAGGCGAGGCCUGAGCAGCCCCAACGAGCUCCAGGCCGCCAUAGACAGCAAUCGCAGGGAGGGCAGGCGCCAGAGCUUCGGCGGCUCACUCUUUGCCUACUCACCCAGUGGAGCCCACAGCAUGCUGCCCUCGCCCAAGCUACCGGUGACUCCCCUGGGCCUUGCUGCCAGCACCAACGGCAGCUCCAUCACCCCAGCGCCCAAGAUCAAGAAAGGCCACCCUGUUGUCGCAGCCCAGGCUGCGGCAGUGCAAGCUGCAGCUGCCCAGGCAGCCGUGGCGGCCCAGGCGGUUGCCCUGGAGCAACUCCGGGAGAAGCUGGAAUCUACAGAGCCUCCAGAAAAGAAGAUGGCCCUGGUGGCCGAUGAGCAACAGCGACUUAUGCAGCGAGCUGUGCAGCAGAGCUUCCUGGCCAUGACAGCCCAGCUGCCCAUGAACAUCCGCAUCAACAGCCAAGCCUCUGAGAGCCGCCAGGACUCAGCCAUGAGUCUCACCAGUGCCAAUGGCAGCAACAGUAUUAGCAUGUCUGUGGAGAUGAAUGGCAUUGUAUACACAGGGGUGUUGUUCGCUCAGCCACCACCUCCUACGGCACCUUCCGCCCCCGGCAAAGGGGGUGUCAGCAGCAUCGGUACCAACACCACCGCGGGCAGCCGGAUAGGAGCCAGCGGCAGCACUGUCAGCGGCGGCCAGGUGGGGCUGGCGGGGGUGUCUACGCCCACCGUGUCUUCUACCUCAAACAACUCCUUGCCUUAAAGGAAACCAAGGUGCAUGGCUGCCCACCCGCCACAGGGACCGCAAGGCCACACAGGGGAACCUGGGACGUCAGAAGAAUCCCAGUGGGCCGGUAGAUUCCCAAGGAGCCACACGCCAAAAAAGAGAGAGGGAGAGAGAGAGAAAGAAAGAAAGAAAAAAAAAAUAUAUAUAUACAUAUAUAUAUAUACAUAUAUACAUAUAUAGAAAGAUAGAUGGAGAAACAGAUUUAAUAAAUCAGGGCAAAGCAAAGAACACUUGAAUCUCUCAGGUUUCAGAGACUCCGAGAAACGGAUUUGAUGAGGGCCACCGAGGUAACCUCGAAGCCGAAGGAGGUCCCCUUCCCAGAGGCUUCCACGAGGUUUCGCUUGAGCAGCCCAUUCAAGCACGUCUGUUUACCUCAUGAAUCCCGGCACUGCGUGUUCACAUUUUUUUUGUUUUGUCUUUGUUUUUGUUUCUUUUUUUGUUCCUUUUGGGAAAACCAACCUUGGAAGCUAUGAAUUUUUCUUUUCUUUUUAAAACAAGAUCUCCACAUUCAGAACGCAAUUUUUAAAAAGGGUUUGGGGUUUCUGAUUUUGUAAAUAUUCUAUUUUAUUCUUGAGGGCAGGGAUUGGAUCUUAGGAAGAAUCUAUCUGUAUAUCUAUAUAUUUGUGUUCAUUCAGGGAAACAGACUUUUAAAAAAAAAAAAAGAAAGAAAGAAAGGAAGAAAGAAAAAAACAAAAUACCAGCCAUGGUCGGCCCCCACCCUUGUCACCCCAGAGCCCUUGCGUGUCCUGCAGUGCCCCUGGCUCAGCUAGGAGAUACUGGCUUUCAGCAGUUUCCACAAUUCUGUCAGGCUGGCCCUGCCCACUGGCCCCAUCAUUCAGGAACCUGGAUUGCUUACCCAGGACACAGAAUGUUCUAGAAACGGGUAGGGGAGCCAUGGAGUGCAGUGGCCUCCUGUGUCUCAGGGAUGAAGGUGCUGGAUUGUCUUUGCCUGGAUGGGUUGCUUUCAAGAGACAGAUGCAACGGGCCUAGCUCAGGGCAAGGAUUGGACUUGAGUCACAGCCUCCUGUGUUCCAUCUCUCUUCCUGUUUUUGUCACUCCCCUUGCUGGGACAACACCUGAAUGUGACAGUAGUCGAGCAGGAAGGAUCCUGCUGUCUCUCCCAUAGUCCAGCCAAACUGGGCAUUGUGGCACCCUGUCACCCCAGCUCUUAGGAGGAUGGAGCAGGGGGAUCGAGAGAGUUCAAGGUCAUCCUUGGCUACAUAUAGAGGUUGAGGCCAGCCUGGGCUACUUGAAACCCUAUCUCAAAGAAGCAAAAUAAGUCGAGGCUGGGCAGAUACCUUUAAUCCCAGCACUUUGUGAGCAGACCAGCCUGGUCUUAAAGUAAUUCCAAGCUGCCCAGGGCUACACAGUGAAAUCCUGUCAAAAAACAACAACAACAAAACAAAACAAAACACUUGGAUUCGUUUUGGCUGGAGCUGUGUACACACUCUGCUGGACUGAGGAAUCUGCUCUGGACUCAGCCCGGUCUCCAUUCCCGAGUGGCAGUGCUGGUUCUCCUGGGAGAGAACGGGAGCACAUGCAGACGUGGGUGCUGGAACCUGCUUGUCCUCAGUCCCAGGAGUCAGGAACCCCCGGGUCUACGCUAUGGGGAUCGGACCCUCUUUCGUCCUCUGUCUCAGGUUGUCAACACACCCCUUCCAUCCUUCCAGGAGGGGGGUGCUGCCUAUUUGGAGGGGAGGGGGGAAUCUCAACUUUUCCUUCUGGAAGCUUCUGCCUGCCCCGUUUUGGGGCCACUGUCUUAGCCGCACAAUCAUUCCUGGGCACGGGUGUUGAGGGGUCCUUGUCCCUUCUGACAGCCCUGUCCAAAGUCUGCCUCCAUGGGUAACUGGCUCAGGGAUAUAGCAGCCAGCCUACUGUGUCCCUAGUGGGGUCUAUCUGAGGGGGUCGCCUUGGUGGGCACAUCCAAGGCAAGUUUCUUUCUACCUCAGGUCUUUUGAUGCCAAAAAGAAAAAGAAAUGCGCCCAGGUCACCCACUGGUCUGGUCACCUUCUCAGUGCCCACGGUGGGAACUUGGUGUCCACUUGUAUCUCAGGCUCUGUGAGUGGCCGGAAGCAUGAGAUCCUAACUCAGGGGACCUUGCCCCCCCACAGCUCUGUGACUGUGGUGGGGUACCCCCUGCUGGGCAUACUCAGCAGCCCUCCGUGGUCCUGUCUGUGCCUCAGUUGCCCCAUUAGGCCUUGGCAUGGGGUUCAGUUGGCACCCACGCAGACUGGAGUGGGGUCAGAGCUGGGGUCGUCAUUGUCCACCUGGUACCUCAGGGCUUGGCAUGGGGCAGGUGAGACACCCAAACUCAGGGCAAAGGGUGGAGGGGCAGGCUCAGGCUGCUUCUAGAACCUUCCUGGUCACCCUUAUGCGGGCCACCAGGCCAUGUGUCUGUCUGUCUGUCCGGCUGCAGUGGGUGGGUAGGGAUGGGGUUUGGGAACAGCUGGGUUAAUGUUUUCUGAGGGUUAUACAUCUGUACAGUCUGGGUUUUUUUUUUUUUCUUUCAUUUUAAUCAUUUUUACACGCUUUGAGUUUUUUCCCCCCACCUCCACAUAAUUUUGGCUUUUGUGGAUUUUAUUUUUCCUUCUAGGUAAAUGUGAGCUGGGCUGUUUGGUUAGGGACAGUGAACUUUUCAUUUUCUUGGGGGUGGGAAGGGCUUGUCCGACAGCCUGGGAAUCGCACACAAACUCAGGUAAAAGUGAAAAAAUAAAUAAGUGGAUUUUUAAAAAUUUUAAAAAAAAGAAAAAGAAAUAAAGAAAAAGCUGUUUUCUACCUCUGGUCAGGCCUCUGUGGUCAGUUCCUGCCCAGGCUGUGGCCUGCGGCCCACAAUGGUCACAGCUGUGCAGAAUAUUCAGGAAAAUUCAGCUAUUAACAGGAAAACUCAGACAACAAUGGGGGAAGGUGUGAUUUUUGAAAUUUAAAAAACAAAAACAAAAAAAAAAACACUGAAAGUUUACAUUUUAUGACCCUAUUGUGGAUUGUAUUUAAGCCUCAGAAAUAUUUAACGGGAUUGUAACCUGUAAAUCAGUGAUAUUAAAGAGU